Messenger RNA from Ostreococcus tauri, 1239 nucleotides. Its product is annotated as Short-chain dehydrogenase/reductase SDR. The transcript has a single exon. Bases 1 to 1239 code for a protein of 412 amino acids. Lineage: Eukaryota; Viridiplantae; Chlorophyta; Mamiellophyceae; Mamiellales; Bathycoccaceae. The record is from RefSeq and is a predicted model, not a curated record. Gene Ontology annotation, molecular function: protochlorophyllide reductase activity.
AUGCGCGCCGUGGCCGCGCACUAUCGCGCGCCGACGCGAACGCGUCGCGCGCCCGCGAUUCGUCAGCCGUCCACGUCGCGCGCGCGUCGGACGUCGACGCUCGCGGUCGCGCGCGCCGCGGGCUCGUCGUCGCAAAAUAUCAUGCCGAGCAACGGGGCGAAUAAGCCGGUGGCCAUCAUCACGGGCGCGUCGUCCGGUCUCGGUCUGUACACGGCCAAGGCGCUGAUCGAAAAGGGAUACUUUGUCGUCAUGGCUGUGCGAGACCCGCGAAAGGGCGAGACCAAGGCGAACGAGCUCGGGUUCGAUAAGAAGUCGUACGCGGUGAUGUACUGUGAACUCGGCGAGUUGGCGAGCGUGCGAGAGUUCUGCUCGGGGUUCCGACGAUCUCCGUACGUGAAAAAUUUUCAGGCGCUCGUGUGCAACGCGGCGCUGUAUCUGCCGAACGCCACGGUGCCGUCGUACACCAAGGACGGUUUCGAGGAGUGCGUCGGGGUGAAUCACCUCGCCCAUCACUUGAUGUGCUUAGAACUGCUCGAUGACCUGGCCAAGGCGCCGGAUGCGAACAUGAAGCGACUCAUAAUCGUCGGUUCGGUCACCGGGAACACGAACACGCUCGCCGGUCAGGUACCGCCGCGCGCCGGUUUGGGCGACCUCUCCGGAUUGAGGAACGGCUUCAAGAACAGCGAUCGUAACCAAGGAGCGCACAUCGACGGCUCGCGAUUCAUCGGUGCUAAGGCGUACAAGGAUUCUAAGCUCUGCAACAUGCUCGACAUCAAGGUUUUCGCCGAGCGUUACGGCGAAUCCACCGGCAUAAAGUUCAGCACCAUGUACCCCGGUUGCAUCGCUGAUUCUAACUUGUUCCGUAACCACACUCCUUUUUUCCGUUGGCUUUUCCCGAUACUUCAAAAGAACGUCACUAAGGGUUACGUCAGUGAAGAAGAAGCUGGCCAGCGCCUCGCGUCCAUCGUGUACGAUCCGCGAUACACCGAACAAGGCGCGUACUGGGCUUGGAAGGGCGGCGGCGACCAGCUCUGGGAUAACUUCAACAAUAACAACGAGGACACACGCACGAUUGCGUUCAACAACAAGCCUUCGCGCGAGGGCCGAGACAUGGCCAAGGCGAACGCCAUGUUUGAUAUCUCUACGGAGCUCGUCGGCUACAAGCCAAACGUCAUCGACGGCGUGUCCAAGGCGUUCGACCGUGUCAUCUCCUCUGCUACCGAGAAGAUUUCAAAGUAG